Messenger RNA from Urocitellus parryii (Arctic ground squirrel), 4185 nucleotides. The record is from RefSeq and is a predicted model, not a curated record. NCBI's taxonomy places the organism in Eukaryota, Metazoa, Chordata, Mammalia, Rodentia, Sciuridae.
GUCCGCGGCGCCACGGUAACCCGCCGACGGCGCGGGCUACUGGUACCCGCGUGGAGGAGGCGCAGGCGGCCCUGGGGCAAUGGAGCCUGGUGACACGGCGCGCCCGGGCCCUGGGCGGGCUGUCCGUGCGCUGCGGCCACGGCUACUGCUGCUACCACUGUUGCCGCUGCUACUGGGUCGGGGGCUGCGUGCUGGGGCCGCGGCCUCCUCUUCUGGGGCGGCGGCUGAGGACAGCAGCGCCAUGGAGGAGCUAGCCACUGAGAAGGAGGCAGAGGAGAGCCACCGGCAAGAUAGCGUGAGCCUGCUCACCUUCAUCCUGCUGCUCACCCUCACCAUCCUCACCAUCUGGCUGUUCAAGCACCGCCGGGUGCGCUUCCUGCACGAGACCGGACUGGCCAUGAUUUAUGGACUCAUCGUCGGGGUGAUCUUGAGAUAUGGCACCCCUGCCACCAGUGGCCGUGACAAGUCACUCAGCUGUACUCAGGAAGACAGGGCCUUCAGCACCUUAUUAGUGAAUGUCAGUGGGAAGUUCUUUGAAUACACUCUGAAAGGAGAAAUCAGCCCUGGCAAGAUCAACAGUGUAGAACAGAAUGACAUGCUGCGGAAGGUAACAUUUGAUCCAGAGGUAUUUUUCAACAUUCUGCUGCCUCCAAUUAUUUUUCAUGCUGGGUACAGUUUAAAGAAGAGACACUUUUUCAGAAAUCUUGGCUCAAUUUUGGCCUAUGCCUUCUUGGGGACUGCUGUUUCUUGCUUCAUUAUUGGAAAUCUCAUGUAUGGUGUGGUGAAGCUCAUGAAGAUUGUGGGACAGCUCUCUGAUAAGUUUUACUACACAGAUUGUCUGUUUUUUGGAGCAAUUAUCUCUGCCACUGACCCAGUGACUGUGCUGGCGAUAUUUAAUGAAUUGCAUGCAGAUGUGGAUCUUUAUGCACUUCUGUUUGGAGAGAGCGUCCUAAAUGAUGCUGUUGCCAUUGUACUGUCCUCGUCUAUUGUUGCCUACCAGCCAGCAGGGCUGAACACUCAUGCCUUUGAUGCUGCUGCCUUUUUUAAGUCAGUUGGCAUUUUCCUAGGUAUAUUUAGUGGCUCUUUUACCAUGGGAGCUGUGACUGGUGUGGGUGCUGACGUGACCAAGUUUACCAAGCUGCACUGCUUCCCCCUGCUGGAGACGGCGCUCUUUUUCCUGAUGUCUUGGAGUACAUUUCUCUUGGCAGAAGCCUGUGGAUUUACAGGUGUUGUAGCUGUUCUUUUCUGUGGGAUCACACAAGCUCAUUAUACCUACAACAAUCUCUCAGUGGAAUCAAGAAGUCGAACCAAGCAGCUGUUUGAGGUGUUACACUUCCUGGCAGAGAACUUCAUCUUCUCCUACAUGGGCCUGGCGCUGUUUACCUUCCAGAAGCACGUUUUCAGCCCCAUUUUCAUCAUUGGCGCUUUUGUUGCUAUCUUCCUGGGCAGAGCUGCACAUAUCUACCCACUCUCCUUCUUCCUGAACUUGGGUAGAAGGCAUAAGAUUGGCUGGAAUUUUCAACACAUGAUGAUGUUUUCAGGCCUCAGGGGAGCCAUGGCCUUUGCUUUGGCCAUCCGUGACACAGCAUCCUAUGCUCGCCAGAUGAUGUUCACAACCACCCUCCUUAUUGUCUUCUUCACCGUCUGGAUCAUUGGUGGAGGCACAACCCCCAUGUUGUCAUGGCUUAAUAUAAGAGUUGGUGUGGAGGAGCCCUCCGAAGAGGACCAGAACGAACACCGAUGGCAAUACUUCAGAGUUGGUGUUGACCCAGAUCAAGAUCCACCACCCAACAAUGACAGCUUUCAAGUCUUACAAGGGGAUGGUCCAGAUUCUGCUGGAGGAAACCGUACAAAGCAGGAGAGUGCAUGGAUAUUCAGGCUGUGGUACAGCUUUGACCACAAUUACUUGAAGCCCAUCCUCACACACAGCGGCCCCCCUCUAACCACCACUCUUCCCGCCUGGUGUGGUUUGCUGGCCCGAUGUCUGACUAGUCCCCAGGUGUAUGACAACCAAGAGCCACUGAGAGAAGAAGAUUCUGAUUUCAUCCUGACCGAGGGUGACCUCACCUUGACCUAUGGAGACAGCACAGUGACUGCCAAUGGCUCCUCAGGCUCCCACACAGCCUCCACGAGUCUUGAGGGUGGUCGGAGAACAAAGAGCAGCUCUGAGGAAGUGCUGGAGCGAGACCUGGGAAUGGGAGACCAGAAGGUUUCAAGCCGGGGUACCCCUCUUGUGUUUCCUCUUCAGGAAAAUGCGUGACUGUCCCCCAAAAUCCUGAAAUGCUGGGGUAGGCCCCUGGAGUUGAGGAUGGCUACAUGCCCCAGUGUUGUUUGAGGUGGGGCAUUGACUGGAUUGAACUAAUGCUUCUAUUUUGUUGGGGUUUGAAGCUAUCUUAACACUUAAAAUUUAACCCAAGACUCAGAUGGUGAAGCUAGAGUGUCUCUAAAUCAAGACGAAAGCAGAUCUAUUCCCACUUUUUCACAUAGUAGUGCGCUGUUUCAGAGUUAAGCAAACACAAAAAUAGCAUGCUUUCAUGGUCUCUUAAUUCAUCCACCCGUGCUCUUUGAAUAAGGCAGGGCAAGUAUUGGAUUUUCUACCCAUGAGAAGCUUCAUCUCAGCACAUAGCAGUGCCAGUCUAGCUGGCUUGAGGAACAUCAAGUCAGGGGAGAACAGGCUAGAAGAAAGACCAUGAAGGAAGGCAGUUGAGAUUGGCCCACCAAGAAUUCUGGGAUGCUGGUGUUAAACGGGACAGAAAAAGCUAUUUGAAUGGAGGCCCUGGCACUGAAGGCUACAGGACUGCAUUCUCCUAUCAGGAUCCCUGACUUUAUGCAACCUGUGUUUUCUUCUAGACUAAAGAUUAGAAAUGAUAUCCAUGAACAUUUCAGUGUGGGGAAAAGAAUUCUAGUUUCUUCUCUGGAAAUCUUUAUAAAGAAGUUACUGGGAUGUUUAAAACCAAAGGCAAAUUGUGUUAUUCUAUUGUUUUUAAAUUAAUCUGAGGACAGAAGGGGUUUAGAAAACGAUGGUAUCACUGCAAGAAUCAUUUAACUUUUGAGGGCUACCAGAUAGCCCACUACCUGGAAAAAUGAUCAGUAAGACCAUAGAGUUAGAGAUAACACCAUAGAGUUAGAGAUAAUGCCAAAAUUUGUAGGAUGCUUUUAUCAGGGAAAGAAAAAGCAGCAAGAACCCAAACAGGCAAUAGGCUAGUAUUCAGAGGGAAAGGGAUCUCAAUGUGAAAAUAAAACCUGCAAAGAAAAUACAAGAUAGGCAUCUUAAGACUCAGUAAAAUUCCAAACGUUGAGCUGAUGUAUGCAUGCUAUUCAGUGGCCACAUGAGAAAUCGGAGUAAGCAUUAUUCAACCCAAUAGAAAGUUUCAUCUUAGAUAGGAUUAGGAAUCAGGUGUCUUUACAGCAAGUAUCAUUUUCUGGAUAUCUGGAGAGAGUAUUGCACCAGCUUAAUUUGUGGAUGUGGUUUGAAACCGGUUUUCAAUUUGUGUUCUUUCUGGGUGAAAUAUUCUGCCUGCCCACACCUGUGGUAGGUGAAAUACUGAGAGAACUCUUGGGACAGUUUUUUUCUCCACUCAUCUCUGUGCUUUAGUGCUAGCAUUGUUGGCAAAUCAAUUUCUAAAACAAAUGUCUUCAAAAUGUGAGUAUUUUUCUUCCUAUGGUAGACAAAUUAGUGUCUUAGUACCAUACACCCAUAAUGAAUCAGCCAUUUAACCUUCUUAACUCACAUCUUUUUUGUUGUUGUUUAUUUUUUUAUUUAUUUAUUUUAUGUGGUGUCGGGGAUUAAACCCAGUGCCUCAUGCAUGCUAGGCAAGCUACCACUGAGCCACAACCCCAGCCCCCUAACUCACACUUUUCAUGGUUAAUUUCUCUCUUGCCCAGGCUGGCCUUGAACUCCUGGGCCCAGGUGAUCCUCCUCUCCCAACCUCCCAGUAGUUAGGACUAUAGGCACGGGCCACCAUGGUAAUUGUUAUUUUUAAAAUGGGUCAUAGCUUUACAACUUUCAGAGUUUUAACUGGUAAUUUGUUUAAGUAAGGAAAAAUUUAUUUGAUGAGGUUGAGCCACAUGAGAUUGAUGAUUUUCAACUAUUUUUUCAAAAUCCAAAAUAGCAGUUUCAUAUAGAUUAAUAUAAGAUAAUUGAAUGCAUUUUAUUCAUCUCUCUCCUUUCCAUAGUAAAGUACA